This is a messenger RNA of Aspergillus heteromorphus CBS 117.55, 2064 nucleotides long. Its product is annotated as nucleobase:cation symporter-2 family protein. Gene Ontology annotation, molecular function: xanthine transmembrane transporter activity. Gene Ontology annotation, cellular component: fungal-type vacuole; membrane. Lineage: Eukaryota; Fungi; Ascomycota; Eurotiomycetes; Eurotiales; Aspergillaceae. The transcript has 3 exons. Gene Ontology annotation, biological process: transmembrane transport; xanthine transport. The coding region runs from base 130 to 1890 and encodes 586 amino acids. The record is from RefSeq and is a predicted model, not a curated record.
CACCACUCCAACCAAAGCUUGUUCAUUGACUUCGCUGUCGAUAUACCAACUUCGAUCAGCCAGCCAGCCUCUUCAAAUCACUCUUCCAGACACAUCUACAGACAGAAUCCAUCACCGGCCCACUACGUCAUGGAUGGCCCUGAUCAGAUAGGCCCCGACUACCGGCCGAAGCGGUCUUGGGGGGACAAGGCCCAUCGCCUCAUCAAAACCUUCACCACCAGAGAGGGCCUCAUCGGCGACUAUGACUACGCCUACCUCUUCACCCCCAACAUCCCCUUCAUCACCAAGACACGCAGCUCGGCUCCGUUCUUCGGCCUCGAAGACCGAGUUCCCGUAGUUCUGGCCCUGCUUCUCGGACUGCAACAUGCCCUCGCCAUGCUGGGUGGCAUUAUCUCCCCCCCCAUCCUCAUCGGCGGCACAUCCGGCGCCAACUUCGCAUCCGGAGACUACGAAUACCUCGUCUCGACCUCGCUCAUCGUCUCCGGCUUCCUCUCCCUCAUCCAGAUGACGCGCUUCCACAUCUACAAAACCAAAUACUACAUCGGCACGGGGCUGAUCUCCGUCGUGGGCAUCUCCUUCGCCACCAUCACCGUCGCCACCGGGUCCUUCGACCAGAUGUACAGCACCGGCUACUGCCCCACGGACGCGGACGGCACCAAGCUGCCCUGCCCGAAAGGCUACGGCGCCCUCCUCGGCACCUCCUGUCUCUGCGCGCUCCUCGAAAUCGGCCUGUCGUUCAUGAGCCCCCGCAUCCUGAAACGCGUCUUCCCGCCCCUGGUCACCGGCCCCACGGUGCUCCUCAUCGGCGCCAGCCUCAUCCAGUCCGCCUUUGAGGACUGGGCCGGCGGUUCUGGCACCUGCGCCGACGACCCGGGCAACGGCGCUCUCUGCCCCAGCGCCGACGCCCCGCACGCCCUGCCCUGGGGCUCCGCCGAAUUCAUCGGCCUCGGCUUCCUGGUAUACGUCUCCAUCAUCAUCUGCGAGCGCUUCGGCGCCCCGAUCAUGCGCUCCUGCGCCGUCGUCGUCGGCCUGCUCGUGGGCUGCAUCGUCGCCGCAGCCUGCGGCUACUUCGACCGGUCCGGCAUCGACGCCGCCCCCGUCGCCUCCUUCAUCUGGGUCAAGACCUUCCCUCUCACCGUCUACCCCCCACUCAUCCUCCCCCUACUAGCCGUCUACAUCGUGGUCAUGAUGGAAUCCAUCGGCGACAUCACCGCAACCUGCGACGUCUCGCAAGUCGAAGUCGAAGGGCCACUCUUCGAUUCGCGAAUCCAAGGCGGCGUCCUCGGCAACGGACUCACCUCCGUGCUGGCCGGCCUCUGCACCAUGACGCCCAUGUCGGUCUUCGCGCAGAACAACGGCGUCGUGGCGCUGACCAAAUGCGCCAACCGCACGGCCGGCUUCUGCUGCUGCUUCUUCCUGGUCAUCAUGGGAAUCUUCACCAAGUUCGCCGCCGCACUCGUCGCCAUCCCGGACUCCGUGCUCGGCGGCAUGACCACCUUCCUUUUCUCGUCCGUCGCUGUCUCCGGCAUCCGCAUCAUCUCCACCGUGCCGUUUACCCGGCGGAACCGGUUCAUUCUCACCGCUGCGUUCGCGGUCGGCAUGGGCGCGACGCUGGUGUCCGACUGGUUCGACUACUUUUUCACCUACAGUGGAAAUAACCGUGGCUUGACGGGGCUGAUCGAUGCCGUGGAGCUGAUCAUGGAGAAUGGCUUCGCCAUUACGGCGCUGUUGGGGUUGAUUCUGAAUUUGAUUCUGCCCGAGGAUCCGGAGGAGGAGACGGCCAUUCUGGAGGCCAGGGGCGUGGUGAGGAGUGUUGCUGAGGAGCCGGCUGAGGGGGAGGGGGGACGGUUUGCGAAGGGGGAGCCGGCGCCUGAGGCGCUCGCUGUUUGAUUGAUUCAUGAGAUUGUAGAUAGAUUGUUUCCCAUUUGGUUUGGUUACAGAUCUGAGGAUCUGGUUUCGUUGGAUACCCGCUGGCUUGGUCAGUAUGAGCGUUGAAUAUAUUGGAUUGGAUUUUUUUAUACAAUUGACGGUGAUUUAUUAUACAUAUACAGUAGUUUAUUAUAC